AUGGGCAGUUACCUGGGCAAGUCGGGACCCCCGCGGUCGUCCCCAGCAGAGAGGCGCACAGACUUGCCCGAGAGGUCGGUGAACCGCCGACCGACUCAGCCCCUUCACCAAGUUCACCGGGUUCAGCACGUCCAUCGCGCCCACCCUGCCCCACGACACAGACCUGCGAGGAGGCCGAUGAACUGGGAUCCUGACAAUCCCACCACGUGGGUGGUCAAUGAGGGUUGGAGGCGAUUUCCCAUGAAGAGGUCCCAGAAUUCCAUCACGGGACCUCUUCCCUCAGACUGGUGGGAAAGUUACUUCAAGCGGAGUAUCUGGUCUCUUCGGCACCCCAGGGCAAUAUGGAGCCCGGUGACCAUCAAGAUCGCUCCUCCUGAGCGGAGAGUGCCCCCCUCCACAUCCCCAGCAGAGAUAAUCAACUCUGAAGGGUCCUCACCCUCUGAGAGGACCCUAGACCCUUGUGCAAAGGAGACAGUGCUGAGGGUCCUCAGAGAGUGCAAGAAAGGGAGAGUGAGGUUGGAAGAACCCCUGUUCCCUGAGAGCUUGGACAGUAAGAGAAGGAGUCCAGAGACCAGACCAUCUGCAUUUAAGCUUCUGAGGAAAAAUGGAAUCCUCCCUUCUUUCGUGCCCAGGCCUGGGCCUCUGAAGAGAAACCUCAAAUCCUGGAGCUCAGAUCACAGCUUGAAAAAGAGGCCCAGUUGCUACUGCAUGAGCUCCUUGGCCAGCUCAUACACAGGUGGCCCUCUCAACUCCAAAAGAAAUGCUAUUACAAGUUCUUAUAGCUCUUCUAGAGAUUUCUCUGAGCCUUGGAAGAGAAGUGUUCCCAGUGUGUCACUCCAGAUACCAGAGUGGCCAGUAAAAAAGAAAGAAAAAAGUCAUCAGUCUCACUCUCCACUGAUACCACUGGUGUCAGACGAGUCCCCAGCAGCAUCUGGCAAUUCUGGGCAGCAAAAUCAGGAGAUUCCACUGCUUCUUUCUAGCCCUGGGAACCCUCUGUCCCUGCCUCCAUAUCCCCGGCUUGGUUAUGCAGUCCCUGAAGAGGACUUGGCCUUAGGGAAGAAAACUAGACUCCAGUGGAGCAGCAAAGCCAGAGAGGAUACAACUGAGGCCAACACAGAUUCUGUCCCUGAGACUCACUUUGCUAUUCAGCCUUCCCUGUCUCUCACCGUGCCUUCUGCAGGCACAGCUCCAACCCAGGGCAAAAAUCCUCGGUUAGAAAGCUUAAGGAAAAUGCAGAAGUCUCCAGGUCCACUGACCUUCCCACAAUCUACUAGAGAGGCAAUCAGUGUGGCCCAUUCACCUCUGAAGACACCCAGCCUGCUGGCCCCACUUGGGUGCUCACAGUCAGAGCCCCUUCCAGGCACGUCUUCAGAUUCAAAGCCCACAGCUAGUUUCAUCCUUCUGACCCCUGUUUCUCCCACAUCACCAGUCACUGGCACCACAUGGCCACAUUUGACGUCUCAGACUGAUAGGUCUGCCAUGCCCCCAGACCCACCUGCCAUUACCUCUGCAGCACCGACUAUGCAAAGUUCUUUGUUUGGAAUGAUGAGUAGCCCAGCUUCCCAUCCCGCAUCUGCAUCUCCUGCUGCAACUUCUGACCCCAUAUCAAAACCCAUUUUUGGGUUCCAACCCAACAGUGAGAUUGGGUUGGAAUAUAUUCCAGAAUUAUAUUCCAGAAUUUCAGUCACAGCUGCAGUAUCUUCAACUCCGGGUAUCUUAACUCCCGCCUUCAAGCCUAUCUUUGGCAGCACAGAACCACUUAAAACUAUGCCCAUGAUAGCUCCUUUCUCUUUCAAGCAGACCACCUCUCCAGCUACUCCUACUUCUACCCAUCUCUUCCAUGGCCUGGUCAAGGCUACCUCUGCAGUCAUGUCUACCACCCCAGCUAACACAUCCAAAGACUCUUCUUUCAAGCCACCUUUGGAUUUUGGUGUAGUGAAUGUUACCAGCACCAUGGGCAACACUUACUCCAUCCCCUCCACUUGCCACACUUUCCUUCUUGGGGCUGCCCUUGCCUUCGGAGCCAGCUUCUCCCCAGCCACAGGCUUCAUUUUCCCACCACACCAGCGUCCUACCAUUCCCACGGUACAUACAGUCACCAUCUUUAGCCAGGUUCUUCCCAGUGCUGUACAGAUAUCCUCUAGUAGAAGCACUGCCAAUUUUAGAGGUAUUGGCAGCUCUCUGUCAGCCUCAGCCUUGGUAACCACAAACCAGCCUGGGUUGUCAUCCAGUAUCUCCAAUCUGACCUCAACAUUUACAGUGCCCCUGGGGUCAAGCUCAAGGCCAGCUUUCCCACUAUCCCUGGGAGCCACUCCCCAGCUUGCAUAUGGGGCUGCAGAUGGGCAGAAGCAAGUGGCCCCUCAACCAGACCUUGGCCCAAGUUUCAGUAGCUCUUUCAUUUUUGGAAACUCAGCAACGGCAUCCCCAACCCGAACCCCAACCCCAGCUCAGCCUGCCUUCAGCAGUACGACACAGUCAGCCUUUGGGGGUUUGACACCCUCAGCCUCCACCUUUCACAUCCCUGCCAGCAUCUGGCCAGACAUUGGCAGCACUCCGGCAGGUUUUCGCUUUGGUCAAGCUAGUACGACUGGCUUUGGAGUUGUCACCCAGACCCACCAUAGUGCGGCUUGUGGCUCAGUGUUUGGCAGCACAGCCCCACGACCUUUUGCCUUUGGGGGAUUAGUGACCCCUAUGGAUUGUGGGGAUUCUGGGAUCAGUGUGACUGCCCUAGACAUGAGCUCCAACUCCGGAGCAUUCAAAGUUGGAGCAGUGCCAAGUGGGAACACUAGCACCAUCACACCCUUUGGAAAAGGCUGGAGCCAGAACAGCCAGGGCUUGACCAGCCAGAGCGCACCUUUUGUGUUAGGGAGGGCUAGCAUUUCUGCAAGAAAGAUUAUGUCUGGGGGCCCCUCCAUGGCCCCCUUUGCUCAGAGCACCCUUGUCCCUGGACCAGUUAAGACAGGCCUUGGCUUUGGGAUGCCCUCUCCACAUGCCCAGGGCUCUGUUGGACGAGGAUCUUUCAGAUCAUCAGCCCCUUCAUUUUCCAUUGGUACAAAAUCAAAAACCCCAAAGAAUCGGGAGCAAGGGCAUUCCCGAAGGCGUCGUACCCACAAGAAAUAG
Molecule: messenger RNA, 3120 nt
Organism: Diceros bicornis minor
Lineage: Eukaryota; Metazoa; Chordata; Mammalia; Perissodactyla; Rhinocerotidae
Gene: POM121L2
Product: POM121 transmembrane nucleoporin like 2
Exons: 1
Coding region: 1-3120 (1039 amino acids)
Biological process (GO): protein import into nucleus; RNA export from nucleus
Cellular component (GO): nuclear pore
Molecular function (GO): structural constituent of nuclear pore
Source: RefSeq, a predicted model, not a curated record